CCAGCCAAUCAACAGCUGCUUCUUCUUCAAUGGAAAGAUCUAUGUCAUCUUAUCGACCUGUAUAAACCUGUAAGCCUUUCUUUGAGCUCAACGUAACUUCCACCAUGGAUGGACUGCAGACGAUUUUGAUUUUUUUCUUAGGACUAGUAUUCUGCAGUCAUUAUUGCAUUUCUGAAUCAGUGCAGGAGGUGACCUUCAGACCUGGAGAAAACAUCACUCUAUACUGUGACUGUAAAGUAUCAACUGGAGUAUUUGUGGCUUGGUUCUUCAGGAACUGCUCCCUUAGAGCUCAGUCUCAUUAUGUUUUAAGAGCUUUGAAUCAGUUAAAACCUGAAACAAAAUUUCCACGUUUGAAAUUUUUUAAAAAUGAAUCUUCAGAAUCUUAUGAUCUACUGGUUAUAAAUGCCACUAAUUCAGAUGUGGGCUUCUAUUACUGUGGAACCGAAGAGACAAAAGUGGAGAAAGACAAUGAGAAGAACAUCUUCCGUAAAGACAUUUUUACGUAUGGGAAUAUCUCUACAAAUCUCAUCCUCGACACCUGUGGAAUCUGUUCUGACUUUAAGAAGACAGUGGAUGACUGUGAUGACUGCUGGAAGCUGCUCUUCUCUCUGUGCCCGACUAUUUUUCUUCUCUCAGUUGUUUUCUCCUCACUUUUAAUUUACUUGCUUUGUCAGAAGACAGGUAAAGAAGAUCAAGACAACAAAAAUCAAUCUGAACAAAAAAGAUACACGGAAGAGACGCAGGAUGAAGACAUAUGCUAUGCUGCCUUGGAAGUCCAUCAGCUAUCAAAGAGACCAAAGAAGAAGACAGUGAAAGUCAAGUAUAGCGCCAAUGAAGAUUCACAUUCUCCUUGCAUGUAAUCCGACAAAGAUCAAUGUAUUCCCUUUUUUGUAUUGUCCUUCAAACCUAAACCUUGACAAAAGUUUUUUAUCCUUUUCAUAAAUGUUUCAUGGACAUUUUAACAUAUGGUUGAGGAAAAAUUAGGUUGCCCUGUUAAAUGCUUAUUUUUAUUAUUAUGUUCACAUGUCUCAUAGCAAAAUAUAACUUCUGAAUAUAAAUAUUAUGUACAUUUAAUUUAAAAAGCCUUUGUGUUUGAUCAAGACACUUUCUUUUGUUUCUGUAAAAGAAAUUAUUUACUUAUGCAAAAACAAACUAUGUUUUAUAAUAGCAAAGAAAAAAAGGUUUUCUAGCUGACAAACAUGUUAGGGAACCUUAUACUCUCUAGCUAGUGUUACACAUUUUACUUGAAAUAACUUCAGUUAGAAACUUCCCUGAACAGUCUAGCAGUCUAAAAGAAAGUUUGCCCCAAUCCUCAUUUACAGCUUUGAUGUUUGAAAAGCUCCUUGCAUCUACAACCAUGUGAGGUUUCAGUUCAGAUCAAAAUCACAAGCUCAACUCAUGCCAGGACGUUUCAUAUUCCGAGUCUUAGAUGAUUUUACUCAUAUUUUGUGGGUAUUUGUAAUGUCAAAAGGUUUUGUUCCAUUUCAGCUUUUUAAAACAUUUUUUUCACAGAUAUUCUUACAUUUUCUUCAAACCACAUAAAAUUCAUGAUUAAUUAAAGCAUUCCCAAAAUCAUGACACCUCUUGCUCCGUACUCUUGGUGUAUGUCUUUCUUUUUCUUUUUUUGUUUUUGCAUUUCAUUUAUGUCAUAUGUGUCCUAUAUGUGUCAUAUACAAACAAUUUCACUUUGGACUAAGCUGUCCAAAACAUGGUCUCUCUUUUAUGUGUAAGAGUUUCUAAAGAAGGCUACGUUUGAGCAGUCUCUUUGUUUUUCUGUCCACAGUAGCAAGAGUCUGCUAUGAAUUAUGUGUCGACAGCUUAGAGUUUCAGGAGACUUCUUUCAGUAUCUUGCGGUCUGCAUUCAGAGUGAACUUGUGUGGAUAGCCAUAAAACGUAGCAUUUUAUUAUAUGUUAUGUUACAUUUAAUAUGCUAUCAUAAAACUUAAUAGUUUGUUUUUAGUGUUAAAGUGAUUAAGGGUCCUGCCCUAUGGCUGAGAGUGUUUUCUAGCACCGAAAAGGGACGAACUGAAAGGCCUUCCUUGCUUGAAUUCUUGAUUUCUUCCUAAAGUCUCCCUAAAGUUAAGACAAAUAUUUAAAAUCCAAAUUGCGUGUGAAAAUUUGAUAAAGUUAAAUCUUUAAUCAGCUAAGUAAUGUGUUUAAUGUGUUUCACUAUGAAACACAUUAAACUAAUGCUUACAUUAGAUAGUGUAUAGAUGUCAGAACAGGGCAUAAUAACUUUCAGUGGCACAAUGUAUGGUGUUUAUUGUAUAUUUACUCUCUAAAUGGCACAACAGGUUCAGAAAAUUAAAUAAACAGAAUAAAAUUUG
Xiphophorus hellerii (green swordtail) is the source of this 2327-nucleotide messenger RNA. RefSeq lists its product as uncharacterized. NCBI's taxonomy places the organism in Eukaryota, Metazoa, Chordata, Actinopteri, Cyprinodontiformes, Poeciliidae. The transcript is spliced from 5 exons. The record is from RefSeq and is a predicted model, not a curated record. Bases 105 to 860 code for a protein of 251 amino acids.